Messenger RNA from Dibothriocephalus latus, 1413 nucleotides. NCBI's taxonomy places the organism in Eukaryota, Metazoa, Platyhelminthes, Cestoda, Diphyllobothriidea, Diphyllobothriidae. The record is from the annotation of a GenBank genome assembly.
AUGCCGAGACACCACGGACGAUCGCACAAACAUAGGUCUAAACGGCAUUCAUCGUCAAGCGACGAGGAGGAUGAUGAGACGAGUUCCUCGUACGUAGGCGAUAAACGGCUUUUUGUUCGGCUGGCUGCUUUUGAUUUGGUGCUUCGUGAUGUUCCUGCCGAUGGCAAUUGCAUGUUCUACGCGUUUUCAGAUCACCUAUUUGGCACCAUUGAGAAGCAUGCCCUGUUGAGAAGGGAAGGGGUAUUUGUUUUGCUCAACUACAGGGAAGAACUAUUGCCCUUUUAUGAAAAGGAGGAGUUCGAUCAUGGGCUUAAUGGCCUUGCCAAACCUGGAACCCUUGGCGGUCAUGCCGCCUUACUCGCCCUCUCUCACCGCUACAGCGUUGAUGUGGUCGUGCACCGGGUAGGCCGACGCCCCAUCUUGGUCUUCGAAAGCCCGUUCCAUGACCGCCGGGCGCUCCAGGUUCACCUCGUUUUGCAUCGCGGAAUGCACUAUUCCAGUGUUAGGAAUCGUAACAACAAAGGUGGCCCAGCGAACGUUCAUAUUGAUCCCUCAGAGAUCCUUUCAAAGACGAAAAUCAAUAAGAGAGAAUUGUUGCCGUUUUGUGAAGAGAACGAGUUCGAUCAUGAAGUUGAUGAACUUGCCAAACCUGGAACCUUCGGCGAUCAUACCUCCUUACUCGCCCUCUCCCGCAAAUACGACGUUGAUGUGGUCGUGCAUCAAGUGGGACUCAAUCCUAUGUACGCCGUCCGUAUCCCGUCCCAUGACCGCCAGACGCGCCAAGUUCACCUCGCCUUCCAUGACAUGAUGCACUAUUCCAGUGUGAGGUGUCGUGGCGACAUAGCACUCAGAAUGGGCAAUCAAAUCUAUGGGACAAUGUCUUCGCAAAUGGCCAGUUGCGAGGAGUGCUUACAGGAAUUACAAAUUCCCCUAAAAGUCGAAGAGGAGCUUUUUGGUUCUCGUCUAUUUAAAGUGGCCAAAGUGAGGAAUCCAGAUCCCGAGGCUUCUGCACCGAAAAUUGUGAAGAUCUUCCCCUACACCAAAGCCACUUUUCGCAUAGCCGAAGCCCAACAAACUGUCCUUCCCUUUUGUAAACAUAUUGCGGACGCCCUGAACCUUCUACCAAUAACGUCCAUGCGGUUUUCACACCUUCUGCUUGCUUCUCUGCUGAUUUCCCUCUGGGCCCCAGUAGGAUGUGUUUCUGAGGCGAUUUCAACGUCAGCCUCCAGUAAUUUGGAGGUGACUGAACCCAGCCAUGUGAGUUAUGGCCACGAGGAACCGUCGGAGGCGGAUGGUUGGGUGCCCGUAAGCGAGGAGGAACUGGAGAAGUUACUUAAAGAAAUCGAGGCAAUGGAAAAAGCCCAAACGACAGACAGUCAGGAUAAAACUACUGUCGCAAUUGGAAGUGCUUGA